Gymnodraco acuticeps is the source of this 1460-nucleotide messenger RNA. Its product is annotated as metabotropic glutamate receptor 8-like. The transcript is spliced from 2 exons. Gene Ontology annotation, molecular function: group III metabotropic glutamate receptor activity. Gene Ontology annotation, cellular component: membrane. The record is from RefSeq and is a predicted model, not a curated record. The annotation marks the transcript as partial. Gene Ontology annotation, biological process: G protein-coupled glutamate receptor signaling pathway; regulation of synaptic transmission, glutamatergic. NCBI's taxonomy places the organism in Eukaryota, Metazoa, Chordata, Actinopteri, Perciformes, Bathydraconidae.
GCAAACGCGCGCUUCUUCCUCGGACGCGUUUUCCACUCCGUCAGGAUGAGCAUCACUCUGCCCCCCAAUACUCAGACCUGUGACCGGGGAACUUGAUGACACCCUCAGACCCCCCCUCAGUUUGGACUCAGCGGGUGUGAUGAGCCUCCCGUGAUUCCUGUGACGCAGGACCACCGCGCCGCACCGCAACGCGCACUUUGGAGAACUGCGAGAAGCGGUAAAAAAAGAAGAGAUGCGCCUGCGUUACUUCGCUCUACUGUACGCACUCGUGUAAGGAUUCCUUCACGGUGGGGACAACGCUGAUCUGAUUGCGACCAGAGUGAGGAGAGUAACCCGGGCUCCGGAGCGUCAUCCCCGGCUGGAAUCGAACCGACGCCUGCAGGUGAUGCGGAGGAGCGGCAACAAAACCUGCUGUUUUAAAGGAAUGUACCGCCUCUGCCAGGAUUAGGAUCCGAAAGCAACUGUGAUCCACAACUGAGUGAACAGAAAAAGUGGAUUAAAUAUAUUCAUGUUUUUUUUCCUUCUGGUUGAUGGAUGCGGAGGAAUUUAGAGGAUGUGUGAUAUGACACACAGCUGGAGACAGAACAUAUCUUUCUGACCUGUGACACCGAGAAGAAACACCUGCUCCUGGAGAGAAGAGCUUUCAGGAAGAAUGUGAAACUGGAGCUGCUGCGACCUCGAUCCUCCGCCUCCUCCUAUGCAGACAGCUAUGUCAAACUCAGGAACCGUUACCGCAGGAAACCCCCGGGGCCAGUGUUCUUAGGAGGGACCGCCCGCCGUGGUUGACCCUGCCCUGGGUGACGGGGGACUCCAUGGUCAGGCUCGCCCUCGCAACACCACCUGCACCACAGCCACCUUCCUGUUGAUUCGGCAAUCAUACCACCACUACUUCCUCUUCCUGAAUCUUGAAUCACUGGAAAAUGGCGAAGGGUUUGAAGCCCCCGAGUGUCCCGAGCGUCUUCUCUCUGGUGAUACUUAAAAGCUGCUGGUUGCUUUGCUCCACCACCUCCCAGAAGCCCGGUGUGUUGGCGGACUCCCAGCUUCCCCAGCAAGAGUUUGCCCACUCCAUCCGGCUGGACGGGGACAUCAUCCUGGGCGGAUUGUUCCCCGUUCACUCCCGUGGCGAUAGAGGCGUCCCCUGUGGCGAACUAAAGAAGGAGAAGGGUAUCCACCGUCUGGAGGCCAUGCUUUUCGCCAUCGACCUCAUCAACAAAGACCCGGACAUAUUGCCCAAUGUGACUCUCGGGGCGCGCAUCCUGGACACCUGUUCGCGGGACACUUACGCCCUGGAGCAGUCGCUCACCUUCGUCCAGGCGCUCAUCGAGAGGGAUGGUUCUGACGUCCGAUGUGCUAACGGAGAACCGCCCAUCUUCGCCAAGCCGGAUAAAGUGGUGGGCGUCAUCGGGGCGUCGGCCAGCUCGGUGUCCAUCAUGGUGGCCAACAUCCUGCGGCUGUUCAAG